CAAGAUUACGCUGAGCAUGAAAACUCAAGUCAAGCACGCUUGCUUAGAAUGUGAUCAACAGAGCAGAGCUGUGCUGUGGCGAGAGACUGAAGCAAAAUUAAAACAUAUAUAUUAAAAAAUGGAUGCUGUGACAGAGGACUUGAUAAGGGCGGACACGGACGCUGAGAUGACGGUGUUGUCACCUGAAGAAUUUGCUGAGCAAAAUUUGGAGGGCAGUGAUGAAGUGGAGCAUCUUCGUAACAGUUUACGUGAGGCCGUCCAUGAUGACAAUGUUAGGCCAAAGAUGCAGUGCCUGAUGAUGGACUCCUCCUUCUCCAUGGUGACUAUGCAAGGGGAGGAUAGUGGGAUUGCAUGGGAAACCACCCCUAGUCGCUGCACCACGCCAUGGGCGUCUGAAACUGGAAACCCAACUGUGGAGUUAGGUUCUCCAGUUGCAGUGCGUCCUGCAACACCUGGAUCUGUCCCUGCAGGGAAGAUUAUCUUUGUCAUGGAUGAGGAACUCAUGUCAAGACGGAAAAAAACUAAAGAGAAGAAACCAGAAAGACGAAUCCUUGUGGAAAGCUCUGAGAAUAUCUCAGGAAGGCCAGAGCUGGUAGAAGUCUCACAGCCAAAUGUGAAAACAGAAGGAGAAGGAGAGGAAGAGGAAUCAAAUGAAUCCCCUGAAGACAAAGAGCAACGGCUGUUCCGUUUGGUGUCAGAGGGCUCUGAAAUCCUCAACAUAAUAGUUCCUCCAAAGCUGGCGACUGUAGACGAGGAGGAGAGCAAGGAAAUGGUGGACAACCUUUCAUAUUUGGAGGAGAGCCUGGUUCCCAAAGCGAAUGAAGACCCCCAUGACUAUGAGAUUCUGGUGUCAAUAACUGAACCAGCUGCGGCAAGAGCUGAGGUCAUGCCUUUGUCUUGCACCGGUCCUCGUGUGAUGGAUCCACCAGGAGCCCCAGUGGCAAGACCUCCAGGGAUGGGAGCUCCUGGGAAUGUGGACUACUUUGAGGCAUUUGCCCUGAUCGAUGCCCAAGCUCCAGGAGGUCCUGCUGUGGUUGCGAAAGGGGGUGCAGAGCAAGAGGCUGAGGGUAGAACUGAGAACCAGGAAGCAGAGGAACCUGCAACUCCUAAAGACAACAAGGCUGCAACAACAGCUUUGGAAAAUGACAAGUUAGACACAAUCAGCCUUGAGGAAAUCACCAGUGAUCUUCUUGACGAAGUCUUUUAUGCUGGCACUGAGGACUAUGUCAUGAAAAGUCUGGACAAAGAGGAUGGAGUCCCGGGAACACCCUCCAGGCUCCCUUCAAAACCAAGUGGUUCCAAUUUGUUUGGGAGCCAAGAGGAGAUCUUGACUCCAAUCUUCUUACCAGACGGGCCCCCCAAGAUUAUCGACCCCAUUCUGCUGGAGGAGCCCAAAGCUAUGGCCUUCCUUUACACUGACCUGUAUGAGGAAGCCAUUGGUAAUCGGAUGAAAGAAGAAGAUACAGAAAGUUUGACCUCUGAGAAGUCUUUCCACAGCAGACACUCAGACCGGGAAGCGAGAGGAUAUUUAGAGAAGUAUGUCCUUAUAGAUGAGACUCCUGCAGUAGAAGGGGAACUAAGUGACAAAGAGAAAUGCAGAAAGGAAGGUCCCCGGACUUUGUCUGACGACUUGUAUGAUAUGAGCGAUAUGCUAUCAAGGCAUGGGAUGGGCGAGGUACCAAAUUCAGAGGAGGAGAUCACUGACUUCUUCAGAACGAGUGACAAUUCUUCUCCAUGUGAUAUAGAACCUUUCUCAAGAAAACUUGAAGAGGAAGAACCUCAGUCAGUCACAAAGAGAAAAGACAAGCCAACUAAAAAUGUCUCCAUCAAGGUUGAAAAAGUUGCAGCAGAUCCACUUAGCAUUUCAAGCUUUGAGUUUCUUCCUGAUGAACCAGACUGGGGAGGCAUGGAUGACCAUCCUGCAGGUCUGGAUGAGAAAGAUGUUGGUUCACAUCCAGGGAAGGAAUUGUGGAAACAAGGUUCAGCAGUGCAAAUGCCAGUUGCCCCUCCCAGGAGAAGGACACCAUCUGCUCCGAAGGCAUGUCUGGACCUCACACCUCUGACUCCGGUUGAAAUCAUUCAGGAACAAGAAGAGGCUGGUGGAAAGGAGCAGAGAGAGGAAGAGAAAGAGACGGCAUCACCAGCAGAGACUGCAGAUGAGGGAGAUGGAGAGGAACCGGUACCUCCGUCCAACAAUGAUGCUCCAUCUGAGGAAGCACUGGUUGAAGUGGAUGCUGUGAAUGUGCAAAGUGUAGAGGAUAGCAAAGAAGUAACUGUCAUAGACAAAGAGCAAGCCACGGCUGAGCAGAAAGACACUGAAACAGUAGAAGAAGGAGCUACAAAAGAAACAGAGACUAAAGAAGUAGACAUGGCGUCAUCGGAAUUGGUUGAAUUAGAAGUUCAAGCUGAGAACCUAGCAGAUGAUUCAAAUGUCACGCCAGCUGAACCAGCAACAGGAAGAGGACGAUGUAUAAUACUUUAAAGACACUGCAAUUCAAUGCCACUUUCAUGUCAGGUUUAUUGCUAGUUUGUUAUUGAUUAAGGUCUUAAGUAGGGCUGUCAAAUGAUCAAAUAGGUAUCACUCUUGGAUUUUUGAUUGUUAGACCUUUAAAUUCUUGCAUUUUAAUUUUAAAGCACAGAAUUUCAAGUCAGUUUUGACAAUGUGAGGCAGUUCUUGCUAAUGACGUGAUUUAAGAGUCUAAAGAAGUUUAAGAAAUGCAUUUUAUGAUCUGGACUUGAAGAUUUGUUAUUUAAAUGAGUGUGUGUGGUCUGAAACAUGACCUAGAGGUAGAAGAAAAUUUCAAACUGCUUAUUCUGUCAAAGACAGUGUUUAAGGCUGAUGUGCAUUUAUUAAGUGUGCAGGAGUGCAUGUACAAAAUGACCCGCUUACUUUCAGUGACCUUUGGUAAUGUGACAACAUUUGCACUUUUCAGGGGUUUCAGUUUAAUUGGUUUCUCUGUGUAAUUGAUAUAGUAAGGCUAAGGCUUGUUCGGAUUAUUUUAAGUCCAAUUUUAUGCCCCAUCCCUUCCCCAAUUAUGGGCUGGCGGCCCUACGCCACUUUCAAAGCAUUUAACAACUGUUUAUUUGUCCAAAUAAUCUAUCCAUCCAUCCAUUUUCUAUACUGCGGGGGGCUGGAGCCUAUCCCAGCUAUCAUUGGGCGAGAGGUGGAGUACACCCUGGACUGGUAGCCAGUAAAUUGCAG
Molecule: messenger RNA, 3202 nt
Organism: Cheilinus undulatus (humphead wrasse)
Lineage: Eukaryota; Metazoa; Chordata; Actinopteri; Labriformes; Labridae
Product: cardiomyopathy-associated protein 5
Exons: 2
Coding region: 119-2482 (787 amino acids)
Source: RefSeq, a predicted model, not a curated record